Molecule: messenger RNA, 696 nt
Organism: Vicia faba (fava bean)
Lineage: Eukaryota; Viridiplantae; Streptophyta; Magnoliopsida; Fabales; Fabaceae
Source: the annotation of a GenBank genome assembly
AUGAUGAGACGGGAUCCAGUGUUUGUGAGGAAGAAGCAAUCAUCGGUUCCAUCAUUGGUUGAUCUUUGUGUUCAGAAAGCUAUAGAUAAUGUAAGAUACCUUGGAAAUGUUGGUCCUGUUGAUCAUCAUCUGCUUGAGCAAAUUUUGCCGCAUUGCACGCUUGAUCAGUUGAUGCAUAUCGAGAAGGCCAGUGAAGGGGAUUUGAGCCCUGUAACUGAUAAGUUGUGGAAAAAGUUCUUCGAGAAGCAGUUUGGUUCAAAUUGCACAAAAGAAGUAAUUAAGAGAAUGGCAGCUAAAAGAGUGUCAUUCAGAUGGUUGCAGUUGUACGAGGCUAAAGUAAAGGAAAUGGCCGAGGCAGAGAAUGAAGCACUUGACCGAAUCAGGCAACGCUACAAGUCAGAAGAUGCAAGAAAACAGAGUAGGCAAGUAAAGAUAUGCGCCAAAGUUCCACCUUCAAGUAAAAGAAGAUUUUGGGGAGAUAAUGGACCUGGAUACAAUGUGUCAAAUGUGAAGAGCAACAUAAUGAAGAAGUCAAAGAUAGAAUUUCUUAAGUGCCGCGAGGUAAAAAACAUUGCAGCAAUGAAUAAAAAUUCUAUCCAGAGACCUGCCAGUUCAUCGAGCAUGAUGAGGAGUGGAAGUAUGUCUGGAAUGGGUUCAACUUCGAAAGAUCCCAAAUCUUCAAAGAGGUUAUUUUAG